Molecule: messenger RNA, 1751 nt
Organism: Xyrichtys novacula (pearly razorfish)
Lineage: Eukaryota; Metazoa; Chordata; Actinopteri; Labriformes; Labridae
Source: the annotation of a GenBank genome assembly
GUCACUUCCUCUUCUCAUUUACAGAAACACCAUCACACACACUCCACCAUCAUCACACUCACAGUGUUGGUUUACUGGCUGCCAGAGCAGAAAUGGACUAUGCUCAAGGUUAGUUUCUCUUUAACUGCUACACUACUUUGUAGAGCAUCUUUAUAGUCUUUUAUUAUUAUUUUUUUGUUUGUUUUAAUUCUAAUUGAGGUAAUUUCACAACAUUAUUCUGUGUUUAUAGUAGGAUUAGUAAAACUCCUGUGUAUUAUGUCUAACAGGAGGUAAAGCAUAUGGUCAACUGAAGUCUCAUCAGGAAGACAAACUGAACUCUAUCAAUGAGGUAAGGUAUCAUUUUCAUACAGUCAAGUGAAUGAUCUGCUUACCUCUAGAAAUAAAAAAAGACACGUGUGUUAAGUUAUAUGAUAUCUUAUAUAUGUCUAAAAUAUUGAUGGUAUUAUUUUUUAUACCAAAGGCUUUUCUGUCAGACCCUCAGUAUGCAGAAGAGGAGGACCUUAGCUCAAAGCUUGAACAGUUUAAAAGUGAGUAUUCAGAGGAAAUCCCCUCCUAUUGAAUUGUUUUAUUAUUAAGUGUUUACAUUUUUAACUGAUGAAACUUUUUUUUCAUUACAGACAAAUACAUGGAGUUCGAUCUCAAUGACAAAGGCGAUAUAGGUAAAAACUGGUCAAGAUUUGCUCAGUAAAAUACCUUCAUAAAUGGAAGCUCUUUAAAACUCUAUGGUCAAUUUGACAGACAUGAUGGGGUUAAAACGGAUGCUGGAAAAACUUGGGCUGACCAAGACUCACCUAGAGCUGAAGAAGAUGAUGUCAGAGGUGACUGGAGGGGCUUCAAAAGACUCUUUCAGCUACACCGACUUCCUGAAUAUGAUGCUGGGGAAAAGAAAUGCAAUUCUAAAACUGUGAGUAUAUUCUUUACUUCACGAAAGUAGCUGCUGGAGUCAUAGUAUUACAUAAAGCUAUGUAUGCUGAGGUCCUGAGGCUUUACGGUGGCUGAUAAUAGUGCAGCUACAGUGAAAACACUGACUAAGAGUACAAGUCUGCGGCCCAAACGAAUAUGUUUAUACCUCAUGUCUGAUAGCAGGUUAAGAGAAUCCAAGCACUGACAUGUUCAUUUUCGUUUUCAUUUUUUAAGGAUCUUGAUGUUUGAGGGCAUGGGGAAGGAGCAAGAGCCCAAGGAAACAGGACCACCUUGUCGCAAAACCUUUGCAGACCUGCCCUGAUGGAUCUCUGUGUCCCAGCAAUAGAUUGGCAUCACAUUGGCCUCUCUGAAAAAAUUAUGUCAACAGGAAUAAAAACACAAACCAUACCAUAAAAUUUGCAUUUUUUAUAAAUAAAUGUAAGCUGUAUAUAACAUGUGUGUUUGUGCUCUAGCUCAAUAUGCAAAAACGUUGUCUAUUUGUAAUUAAAGCUUAUAAUGAUUUACCUUUUUUUUUUUUUUUUUGCUAGUUCUGACUAAAAAUGUAAUUUUUACUGAUGCUUCGAUAUAUGCUACAAAAGCUAAAUAGACAAUAAACAAGACGAUAGCGAAUCCUGACAUAGUGGGAUUAGACCCUUUAACCUUAUGUCAGGAUCUUGUCCCACUGUGUUAGGAUUCUUUGUCCCUCAACCAUCAGCCAUCCACCAGCAUUAUCAUGUUCAUUACCAGGCUACAAGCUUGUUAUACAAAAAAGUUGACACCUCGAGUUAAUCAGAAGAUUAUUUUAUCAAUAUAAAAUAUAUGGUUUUAAUAAAAAGUCUCUCAGCUAU